Messenger RNA from Priapulus caudatus, 3914 nucleotides. RefSeq names its product F-box/LRR-repeat protein 20-like. NCBI's taxonomy places the organism in Eukaryota, Metazoa, Priapulida, Priapulimorpha, Priapulimorphida, Priapulidae. Gene Ontology annotation, molecular function: protein binding. Gene Ontology annotation, biological process: SCF-dependent proteasomal ubiquitin-dependent protein catabolic process. Gene Ontology annotation, cellular component: SCF ubiquitin ligase complex. The record is from RefSeq and is a predicted model, not a curated record. Bases 322 to 2250 code for a protein of 642 amino acids. The transcript has 6 exons.
CUUGGAUGAGGAGACGUGUACGUGGUGGAGGCAGAUGCGGUGCGGAUGACGUGAAGGAGAUUUCGUUUAUAGUUACAGGGCAGGCUCACGACGUCGUGUUUUGAUGUCAGCGCGCUUCUCGGGCAAAAUGAGCGAUUAAACUUGGCUAUUCCCGGCGACUAUAGAGUAGCACAGCAAGACACAUAUUCUGCAGCAAUCGACGCAGAGGAAGGAAGCGAGAAAGAGGAACUCUCAAAUCAUUUCCGAGUGUGGUCCAUCCACAAUAUCUAAGGUGACACAUCAACGAGGUGGUAACGAAGUUCCUUGUGUGUUAAAACAAACAUGACGAGUUGGCCCAAAGAUAACGCCAAGGUGAUUGACGAUAGCACACCAAACUUGGGGGCACUACAUGACGAUGAAACAAAAAUGAACAUCAAAAAGGAUGUUAUCAAAAACAAAUGGGAGCUUUGCGAUUACACAACCGACAUUGCUGACGAUGAAGCUGUUGUCGAAAUUCUUCCCGAUUCACUGGUUCUGAAAAUCUUCGGCUACCUGGACACAGCGAACCUCUGCUGUGGGGUGCGACCAACCUGUCGACAUUGGUACGAGCUCAGCUAUGAUCGAUCACUGUGGAGACUGUUAGACGUGAGCGAGUCUGCGGUUACAGACGCCGAGUUGUUGAUGCUGCUGGACACCGUCAAGGACCAGGUACAGGAGAUUAACCUGGGCCGUUGCAGUGCCCUUACCGACGUUGGCUUCGUGCACGCCGGCAUCACUUGCACUAAACUAAGAAAAUUACAUGUAAACAAUACACAAAUCUCGGAUGAGGGCCUCAGUGCGCUUGUGCACAAGUAUCCACACCUGCGACAGAUUUCUGUCUACAUGUGUCCGUGUCUGUCUAGCAUCUAUGCACAUCUGUCCAAGCUAAAUUACUUGGAAGAGUUCGUCAACCCUUACCUAGGGAUGGACGACCCACCAGAGGACUUUAUAACGGGGCUCAGCGGAAUUCUGGGAAACUGCACGCGACUGCGCGUGCUCGUUAUUGACGAGUGCCCAAGUCUAACGGAUGAUGCGCUCGAACAGAUUGCACAGCAGUGCCCCCUGCUGGCCAAGCUGCAGCUUGUUGGCUCCAUGAACGUCACCGAUGACGGCCUGGUUGCAUUUUCGAAGGGCUGCCUCAGCUUGCUGUCAUUGAAUGUUGCUAUGACGACCAUCGGCGAUCAUGCUAUCGCAGAGAUCACCACUAGGUGCCGUUCGCUGCAGAACCUAACGAUAUCCGGGGCUGCGCGCAUCACCGACCGCGGGCUAGCCGCUGUGGGGCGCCACUGUGCAUCUCUGCGCUGUCUCGUCGUGAAUGAUUCCUUCGUCACGCCUAGUAGCGUGACAGACACGGGCAUUUCAGCUAUCGCGCGUGGCUGUCGCCAGUUACGCUACCUGGAAAUAUGCUACUGCCAACACGUGGGCGAUACAAGUGUGGUGUUGCUGGCACGCUGCUGCCCCCUGCUUGAGAAACUGCAUGUCAUGGGCAGCGAAGGAGUUACGGACGUAACCCUGCAGGCAGUGGCUGAAACCUGCCCACGCUUUUCCUGUCUAGUCGCACAAUCGUGUCCCGGUAUCACCGACGUCGGAAUCACAGCUCUUCUCACCAAGUGUCGGCAACUAGAGGUGGUGGACGUUGCCAGAUGCACAAACGUCAAGUCGUUUGGUGAGAUACUCGUAGAGUCUCCAAGUCGACUCAGUGUACUCGACGUGAGCAUGUGCGAAGCUAUAGGUGGCGCUGCUCUGCAGCAGAUGGCCGAGUGGAGUCCUGGUCUUGAUCACCUGUUCAUGCACGGGUGCGUGGAGGUGGAUGACGACGGAGUGAGGGCGCUGGUGCAGCGAUGCUCCAUCCUGCAGCACCUCGAGCUGUCAGUGCUACCAUCGCAGCGCUCCCUGGUAACGGACGUGGGUCUCGGUCACAUCGCCACGCAUUGUAAACAUCUACAGCAGCUAAACAUCAGAGGAAACUGUUACGUCACCGAGGCAGGCCUUUUGCUUCUGCUGACAAAGUGCGUGGCACUUCGAAGACUCUUCCUUACGGUCGGUGCGGGCACAGAGCUAGAGGAAGACAGCAUCUUUCAGUUGGUGGAGGCUGCAAGGGGGCGCUGUGAGGCUUUGCUAACGGGAACAGGAGCGCCGGACGCUCGCAACGCCAACUUCAGGUUUCCGCCGCUGGCAAAGACUCUGUACUGUCAGAAGAAUGAGAACGUCAUGGACUUUGGAUUGUACUGACUCCUCAUCACCCCUCAGAUACCCCUUACGUGAUAGCAUACGCUCUAACACAUUCUACAGCACACGCCCAGCUUUAUAUGACAUGUACAAAGAUUUGAUGUCAUGACGUGAUCUGACCAUGUACAAUAGUAGAUUAUAUAUUACAAUAGUAGAUUAUAUACAAUAUUAACUGUGUAAUUGUAUCAUACAGAUACUAUAUAACUAUAUACCUAUGCCUGUGCUAUGAUUAUAUUAUGGGAAAUGUGCAUUAAUAAUGUUAUGAUGCGAGAUAAUGUAAGUUAAAAUAUAUAAUAAGGGAUGUGGGUCUAUUUGGAAAAUGUGAUGUACAAUCUGAUGUUAUUUUAUAAUUCUGAAUCUAGAGGCACUUUUCCAUGAAAAUGGCCAUGUUGGUCGAGUAAUUGUUUUCCCCCAAUAGCAGUGCUGGGAAUGAGUUCAGUAUAAUGGAAAUGCUCAGGUACGAAUUUAAAGGGUGCAUGGUAUGUUGGGUGACUAGACACCCACCUUUAGACUGCAAGAAAAUAAUUGUACUCACUGAAUUAAAAUGAACUAAACAUGUGUGAACAAAUGAAUUUGUUAAAGUUAACUAAAAAAAAAGAGGGAGGAUACAGAAGGAAAUUUAUUCACUUGCGAAUUGCCAUUCAAAAAUUUGUGAUAUCUAGCUAGCUGAAACAGUGUGUAUACAAUAGCCCGCGUCGAGAACAUUUGUGAGCGCUUCAUCGUUAUACAACCAAGGAAAAUGAUGUCGAGGUUCGUGUAUCGUACGCAGAAAUAGUUAUUGUUACCGCGGUAAAACUAUACCCUUCUUAGCUAAUCAUAAUUGCCUUGUUACACGUAAUAUAUCCGCGGUUAAAUCAUUUUUACCCCGUACUUGUUACUGAUCAGCGACGCGAGUGUCAUUUCCAAUGUACAUUAGUAUAGGGAAGUGUGGCGGGAUCUUGCGGCCCAAGUAAAAUCUUGGAUCGGAUUUUGCUAAGCACAUCUUUCGCGGGCAUACGCUUGCCCAGUUUGAGCGCGUAUAAGAUCGGCCGAAAAUAAUAUCUUGGCUGGCAACAGCGACCAGCGACGCGAGCGCCAUUCCCCAAGUAUAUUACAGGGAUAAGAACAGCAAGAAAGGAAAAAAGAGGAAAAGAUAACGAAUGACAAGUACGAAGCGGCCAAGUGGGGAGGGUGCGGGAGGGGUGCACCCUCCCCCAAGGGGAAUCCCCCCAGAAUUUUUUUGAGAAAAAUGGACUCUGUAACGGCAUCUUUAGGCCAUGUGGAGAUACAUUCUAGCUCAAUUUAGGUAUUUGCAAAAGCCAUACUUGUAAUAUAAUAUUUUAACAACAGAUUUGAGGCCUUCCCCAUGACCUUUUGUUGCUAAUCUAGCAACUGUACAUAAUGGCUAACAAUAUACAUUAAACUGGUACAAAACAAUUAUAACAUUUCUUUCAAGCAUGAAUAAUUAAAAUAUAAAAUUGUCAUGCGAUAUAAAAAUUUACUCAAACCAUGUUAAAAGUUAACAGGCAGUACACUAAUGUUUACCUGUCUAGCAGUUUAACAAAUUAAACGGGCAGAAUUGGUUGGUGCUGAAGUCAAAACAAAUAUUAAUGAUAUUAUAUUGGAUUGAUUGGAAUAGCCAUUUGAAACAGAAAUAGUCAUCAGAAAUAGAAUCAGUGUUUUGUUUU